AUGACCCGGUUCCUAUGUUCCGGUCGCAUCCUGGGUGGCACCGCCAUUCUGCUGUCCACCAUCAUUAUUUUGAUUGUCUUCGCCAACCCCCCACAGACCCGAAUUCUCCACAGUUCGUCCCCUCAAACCACAACCCCCAAGCACAAUUCGUCCGCCCCAUGGCACCCCGAUGAUGUGCGAUGCAGCAGCGGAGUGCCCGACACCUCCCACAUCCAGGUGGUGGUCAAGACAGGCUCGAACAUCAUCUACGAUAAGCUGCCCACGCAACUGCUCACAGCCUUGCGAUGCUGCCAAGACCCGCUGAUAUUCGCCGACUCCGAGCAAGACAUCGGCGCCUACCAUGUCUAUGACGUGCUGGCGAACGUCAAUGAAACGCUGAAGGCCACGCAUCCCGAUUUCGCCUACUACCGCACCAUCAAAGAGUACUUGUCCGCGGGCCGGGACAUCCGGCAACUCCGCACCUCGCGCCAGGCCGCCUGGGACCUGGACAAGUACAAGUUCAUCCACAUGCUGGUGCAGACCUGGGCGCGUCGGCCCGGCCACGACUGGUACGUGUUCGUCGAGGCCGACACGUAUCUCUUCUGGGGCAAUCUCGUGCAGUGGCUGGCGCGGAUGGACCCCGCCCAGCCGCUCUACCUGGGCUCGGCGGCGACGUUCCAAAGCCAGAAGUUCGCCCACGGAGGAAGCGGCGUGAUCCUGUCGCGCGAGGCGAUGAGGCGCGUCCUGGACGGUGAUGCCGAUCUGGCUGCGCGAUACGACGAGCGCAUGCACGACGAGAUCUACGGCGACUACGUGCUCAUGAAAGCCCUCAAGGAAAAGGGCGUCGAGUUGACCAAUAAAUGGCCCAUGAUGCAGGGCGAGAAGCAGAAUACGCUUCCUGUGACGCCGGUGGAUGUUAAUGAGAUGUGGAACUACGAGCAGCGUCGGAAACAUCCGCAGGACCCGCUGCUUAUUAGUGAGCUGUAUGACUAUUUCAUGGGUCGGCAGCGACAGAAGUCGCCCUCGGAGAUGACCCCCGUCGAGAAGGAAGCGUAUAGCUCUUUUGAGCAAUGCCAGAAGGCGUGUCAGGAGCAUUCCAAGUGCUUCCAGUUCGCUUACCACGAUCAGACCUGUGGAUUCUCCUUCUCCUAUCGGCUGGGAUACCAGAAAGAUCCUGAAGAUGGUAAGGGAUCGUAUAAAUCCGGGUGGAUCUUGGAUAAGAUUGAGAAGGACCGGGAAGAUCACCCGUGCAAGACACCCGAAUGGCUAUAA
Messenger RNA from Aspergillus nomiae NRRL 13137, 1251 nucleotides. RefSeq lists its product as uncharacterized. The transcript has 4 exons. Gene Ontology annotation, molecular function: glycosyltransferase activity. The record is from RefSeq and is a predicted model, not a curated record. Gene Ontology annotation, cellular component: membrane. The coding region runs from base 1 to 1251 and encodes 416 amino acids. NCBI's taxonomy places the organism in Eukaryota, Fungi, Ascomycota, Eurotiomycetes, Eurotiales, Aspergillaceae.